GGCUUAACAAGCACUGGGGCUUUUCUUCUUUCUGCAGCUUGCAAGGAUCUCUGGUUUUUGCGAAACAGUUCUGAGAAAACAAUGGCCAACUUUUCCUUAUGGGCAACUUUUGGAUUAUGUUUGCUGAAGCUUUGUCUAACAGAAACACAAUUCAAUGUAAGUUGCAGAUAUGGAGGAGUUUUUCAUGUUGAGAAAAAUGGUCGCUACAGUCUCACACGAUCUGAAGCAGUUGAACUCUGCAGAGCUCUCAAUAGUACCUUGUCAACACUAGAGCAGUUGAAGAAGGCUCAUGAACUUGGAUUUGAAACUUGCAGGUAUGGUUUUGUAGUGGGGAAUAUUGUUAUCCCACGAAUCAACCCCUAUCAUCUUUGUGCUGCAAAUCACACUGGCGUUUACAAACUUUCAUCAAACACAACUGGUCGGUAUGAUGCAUACUGUUACAAUGCGACAG
Molecule: messenger RNA, 451 nt
Organism: Pterocles gutturalis (yellow-throated sandgrouse)
Lineage: Eukaryota; Metazoa; Chordata; Aves; Pterocliformes; Pteroclidae
Product: CD44 antigen-like
Exons: 3
Biological process (GO): cell adhesion; inflammatory response; positive regulation of ERK1 and ERK2 cascade
Cellular component (GO): basolateral plasma membrane; macrophage migration inhibitory factor receptor complex; plasma membrane
Molecular function (GO): cytokine receptor activity; hyaluronic acid binding
Source: RefSeq, a predicted model, not a curated record